AUGAUUUCCGAAGUUUCGGUGCACGAAAAACAGAAUAAUGAUUUGCCCAUAAAAAAUGAAGUCGAUAUGCUUCGUUGUGACGUUCCGGAUGAUGUUUCAAAAUCCUUUGACAGCUGCAUUGAUCUCACCUUGACCAAACGUCCACUGCGUUCUCGCAUUUUGCAUCACCUCCGACGAUUAGCGUUGCCUAUUGCAUUGGGGCAGUUGCUUUCCGCCCUCAUUGCGACUACUGCUAUUGCAAGUAAUUUCCUUGCGAACUUCGGAGUCAGUCUACCUCUUGUUCAAAACCUUCCUCAUUACCUACUUCUGGCCGUUAUUUAUGGAAUUGUUAGUUGCACUCGUUUCUGGUCUAACCCUCAUGAAAACUCUCAUUCUCUGUCGGGAAAACUCGUGAAAUUCUUUAAAACUAGGGGUUGGCAGUACUUUAUUGCUGGCACCAUCGAUGUUCACGCUAAUUGGGCUAUGGUUAGUGCAUAUGCAUUCACAAAUCUGACUAGUGUUCAACUUCUUGACUGUAUUACUAUCCCUACUUCCAUGCUACUAAGUCGAUUUUGCCUCAAGACUCGCUAUAAAUGGAUGCAUAUUGUCGGUGUUAUAAUUUGUGUAAUCGGAUCGGCUUCAAUGGUCGGUGCAGAUUAUCUAGCUGCCUCUAUUAAAGGGACGACUGAAAAUUCUACCACUGGUGGAAGCGGUAAUUCGCAACAUAUAUCUUCAGUCCUUCUUGGUGAUUUCCUAGUUAUAGCCGGUGCUAUUGGAUACGGUAUCUCUAAUGUUUACCAGGAAUUCCUUGUUCGAAAGUAUGGAAUGAUCGAUUAUUUGAGUUUUGCUUCUUUAUCUGCCACCAUCUGGACAGUAAUUUACUGCUCCACACUGGAGAGAAAUGCCAUCAUCGAAGCUAUUCGUGUGCACGAUCCCGCAAAAUUACCCUCUAUUGUAGGGUGUUUUGUGGGAUUUACGUUGGCGAUGUUCCUUCUUUACACCAUUAUGCCAAUGGCCCUUUCCAAGACAAAUGCGGUAUUAGUGAAUUUGUCCCUUCUAACAUCAGAUCUUUAUGCUCUCUUGAUUGGAAUUUACCUCUUCGGAAACAACUUUCAUCCACUUUAUCUUGCAUCUUUCGCUGCUAUUAUGAUUGGAGUAUUUCUCUUCGCAUCGAGGGAUCCCAUAUUCCGCGAUCUCGUGGAAACUCCCGAGGAAGAGGAUGAACUUCGAAUUGGGCUGUGA
Messenger RNA from Rodentolepis nana, 1221 nucleotides. The record is from the annotation of a GenBank genome assembly. NCBI's taxonomy places the organism in Eukaryota, Metazoa, Platyhelminthes, Cestoda, Cyclophyllidea, Hymenolepididae.